AUGGAGAGGAAGGAGGAGAAGGAGAAGGUGAAAGCACAUCGCAAACGUUCCGGUGAGCAUCAUCCGCUGCAUUCGACGAGACGGGAAACGCUCCCAACGCCGCCUCCGGAUCCAACGACACCGUCUGCCACGGCCGAUGGGUUGUCACACGGUGCGGCCGCAUGUGACACAUCCGCCAGUACCGGCAGCUACGCGGAAACGGAUCCAUUCAAGCGUCUGUUUACGUACCGGGAGCGUGAAGCACAGUUCCUCCGGUUGUUGUGUGAAAGUGACCCAGCACAAGAUGUGGCGGGUGCUGCCGGUACGGCGGGUGGUGCUGGAGGCGGUAUCCGGAAACCACCCGGUCCGGGGUAUGCACAACCCGGAAGUGGCAACGCGAAAGAGGGUGGAUCGGGUGUUACCGGUGGCACGGAUGUGAUGGGACGCAAUGAGCCGGGGUUCGAGUCGGUCAACGAGUUUCUGAUGUUGCUGAACCGGGCCGGACCAUCGGUGGCGGCCGCACUGUCCACGAAGGAUGCGAUCGAUCAGCUCGAUCGGUUGCAUGAGCUGAUCGGUCAGUUUCUUACGCUGCAGGAGCAAAACAUGCGGAUGCACUGGCAGCUGAAGAAUGUGGAGACGCUGCGUAAGCUGAAGUUGAUGCAAAUUUCGAUGGCGAAAGAUCCGGAAGCGUUUAUUAUCAACAGUGGCGGACUGCCGGAGGAUACGUCCGAUAACGAUCUGCUGGACAAUGAGAUCGAACAGAAUUUGGCACUGUUGGAAACGAUCCUGGCCGCUGGUAACUCGGCAAGCAGCAAGCGCAGCAGUUCGAAAAGGGAGCGAAGCAAAUCGGUGAUUAACGAUGAGAUCACAAACUUCCAGCUGCAUCGGAAGGAGAGCGGUGGCCGUAACUACCCGCUGCGCCGUCAGAGUGCCGUGUCCGACUUCAAACCGAAGGUGUCCAAAUGGACGAAGGUGAAGGCGGCCUUCAAGUGGGAAAAGACCAGCGCACUGCCGGCGAACGAGCUGAAGAGCUCGGAAGCGAUGAUGAUACCGGUCAACAAUGAGGUGGCAAGAUAUCUGCGCGUCCCAUCAAUACCGUGCGUCGGCAGUUCCGGGGAUUCGGUGUUUAGCUCCUCGUCCGGGAUAGUGGUUAGCGGUGGAUCUGCCCCGGGGACGCCGGGUGAAAACAGUUUGGCCAGCUCGGCCGAAAAUCUUACCGACAUGAACGAAGACACUGGUGGCGCCUCGGGAAGCAACCGGGGCAGACACGGCAAGCGUGACUCGGUGAAGAGCACGGAACGGAGCAGCCAGGAGGAAGAUGCGCGACGAUCCCGAUCACUGGACGGGGACGCUAUUCUCGAACCGAUUCGUCAGAUGGAUAAGAACAAGAAUAAAUCGGCCUGGAGCAAGGUGAAGGGUAUUGUGAAAAAUCACCGCGGAUCGCUCAAGUCGAACGAGUCGCGCCGGGACGCGAAACCAUCGAACAGUGUCGGCUGUAGCCGGGAGGCAAGUCCGUGCGAAUCGAUGGAUGCCUGCGAGAUGGUGAUGCAGCGCGAUCGAUCGGAUUCGUUCUCCUCCAGCCAAACGUCCCCCGGCCAUCGAACGUCGGCGAUGGCACCGACCUUCCUGCUGCUUCCCGCCAUCGGCUCGGUAGCAGCUGGUGACAACAGUGCACCUAGUGGUCCAAAUUCCCCUUGCGGUUCCAUCCCAGGCACGCAGGCCACCUUUUCAAGCGGGGAGGACGGCGAUUGGAAACCAUCGAGCAUUGCUACCGACGGACGAAUACAUCGCAACGGUAGCGGUGACAAAGGUAUUCCACCGGGUGCGCCCACAACCGCAAUGGUUGCACCCGGGACGAGUCGUGGAUCGCGCAAAAGCAAGCACAUACCUGAUAUCGAAUCCGUACCUGAAGGCGUACCGGUAGAGACAAGAUCACCGGUUGGUAGCACGCCCGUCAGCAGCACCAACACAAACACAGCAAACAGCAGUAGCAGUAUUAGUAAGCUAAGAAAAUCACCCCCCAAACCGCUCAGCUUGACCCGGCAGCCCGACUCCAUCGAGGUGGCGCUGGCAUCGGAACACCCGGACGGCACGGCCCUAUCACUGUCCUCAUCGCCCGGGCCGAAAUGUUCACCGAAACGUAAAAGCUAUGCCGGAAUUUCACUCGACCCCGACGGUUCGCUUCCCGGCAGUCCCUCCGGCAAGCAGUUUGGCUUUUUUGCCGGUGCCGAACGCGUGUCAGAGUUGGUCGAACCGGGUUACUCUAGCGGCGAUGUGUCGGAUCAGAACACGCCGAAGCGAAGACCUUCGCCGAAACAUCGCACGUUGCAGCGACAGCGGGAGGAAAUCGAACGUCGGUACCAGGAGCUGCAGUUGAAACUACAGCGCGAGUUUGAUGCGAAACAACAAGAGUGGGAACGGAUACGACCGGCCGCACUCCUGCUGAACAACAGUCCUUUAUUGCUUCUAGUAAACCAGCUGCUAAAGGAAGAGGCUGCUGGGGGCCAUGGUGCUUGUACGUCUAAAUCCCAACCACCACCAAUAGUCGAGGACAAUCUCACGCCGGACUUUAAAAAGAAGCUCAACGAAUGGCGCACGAAGCACCAGCCGGGUACGUCAAAGGAGUCGAUGAUUGACACGAAGAAGAAGCCGAUAACCGACUGGCAGCUCUGGAAAACGGGACAGAUAAAGCUGGAAGGUCAAGGAUUGAAGCAGCUGCCAGAUGCUAAAGAUUUGCCGGAAGAUUUUCAGAAAAAACUAUCUGAAUGGAAGCAGAUGAAGGCAGCUAACAAAGUCCCACCUUACACCACACAGUCAUCCCAGGGUGGAUCCAGCGAGGGUGGAUCGUCGAUGAAGCGCCAACAGUCGAAAGCAUCCGGCAGUGCGGUGAAGAAGUCAAAAACCUCCGACGAGCUUGAGAAAGAUCGACAUCAGCAACAGCAGGGCCUGUCCAAGCUGAAGGCGCUCGUGACCACGUCGGAAACGCCCAAGAAAGAGCUGGUGGUGCAGACCACCAAGGGUUUCAUCCGGUUCGAAGGCAUUUCGCGCAAGUUUACCCGCAAACUGUUCGAAUGGGAAAAGGCGAAGGGUAUCGGCCCGGAAGCGUCCACAAUUGCGCUGCUACAUCCGGGAUACGCUCCGGUGGUCGUUGAAACGCGUGGCGUUGUGCUGGAGAACAAGCGAGAAAAAUCGCCAGCGCUGGCACGUUCACUAUCGAUGGAUAGUAUAGCUCCGGUUCCUUCUGCAUCGUCAAUAUCGCAUCAACCCUCUAGUCUGUCACUAAAUGAUGCCGACGAACUGAAAGAUGUGGAUAAGGAUAGUGGUUCUAAUCGGCGAGUGUCGUCCAAUCCCGAGCUGGAACUGUCUGCGGAACGCGAAGAACCAGGAGCCGUUUUGGUGGAGGUUGAGGAUGAAGUACUCGAGGUGGCCGAUCCAUUGAUGCCGGUACUGCCAGACGAAGAGCGGAGACAGUCGGCCACACUGGGCGUGAACCAGAAAACGAAAGAGUCUGGCUACUCGUCGAGACCUUCGAGCAAUAGCAGUUCGAUCCUCAAAGAUUCCACCAAGCUGCUGAUACGGUUGAGCGAACAGGACUCGGUAGAUCGCGACGAGGUGCGUCGAUUGAAGAUCGUGCUGCGGGCGCUCAUCGCAACACUGCCCGAGUUCGUGGAAACGGGUUCGCGCAACAGUAUUGCAUUUUUUGCCUACAUGAAGGAUCUUGCGCUCGACAUACUACGCUACCUGCAUCGCUUCGACGACGGCACACUCAAGGACGCCGGAGAGGUGUUGAGCAACGUGCAAACCAUCAACGGUGCAGUGGCCGAGCUGAAAAAGUCACUCCACUCCUACAUGAAGUACGCCACGGCCAAUGCGGGCGGGCGCAAGGAUGAGGACAUCCCACAGAUCAGUAUUACACCGGCCGUAGGGGCCCAGGCAACGACAUCCAUCCAGCGGACGGAGGAUUCGUUCCGCAGCAUGGCCACGAUCAACGUGACACCGACGUUUGUGUGCAACGCUGUGCGCGUCAAUACGGUGGAACUGGUGCAACCGAAUCCCACCGUACAUCGCUUUCCUGCGAGUUCGGAAUCGGAACCAGCUCCCCUUACCUCGCAGUCACCUGAUUCGUCUGCAUACACAGCACCAACAGCAACGGCUGUGCAGUGCUGUCAGUGCAAAGACUCGCCGGAGAAAGAACCCCGCGAUACAUCCGGGAAAAAGCUGCAACGAAAUCUUAGCAACGGCAGCCGCCGGAAGGCGCGUAUCAAACGCAUGGGCUCACGACAAAGCAGCAAAACGGAGAGCGACAGUGACGAUAGUCCGCAGAACUACGUCUUGGAUGUGCCACGCAAGACAAAGCGCAAAACGAGCCGGGCGAAAAAACCCGCCUCAGAUUCGACGGAAAAGCUACCGACCGCGACGGCCAGUGUCGAAAAGGGUGCGGAAGAUGUGGUGUACGUGUUGAAAAUAAAACCGGGACAAAAAAUCGAACAGGUGGAGCGGCCACAGCCGCAAAAUGCAUCGAUCGGUAUGGUGCCGGCUGGCGGCGAGGAUGUGCUUAUAUCACCGCAAGAAACAUGCGUAGAGCUGCUGGAGGUAACGCACCCGUCCGUGACCGAACAAACGGCAGCAACCGCUCCGACCAGUGUGCUGGUGAAAACUAAACGCAAAAUCUUCACCACGGUCGAAAGUGAAUGUUCGCCCAUGCUGGGUUCGGGCAGCGCCAAUCAACCAGUCGCCUUCAGCCAGGAGCUAGAGUCCGGAUCUGGCGCAUCGGAUCGAAACGAUGCACCGGAAACGGUGGUGAAUGUCGUACUGUCUCCCAGUCAGGAACAAAAGCUCGUCACAAACCUCCCACCACUGCCACAGUCCCCCGGCAUGCAGCGGCGAAUGGAUGCGUCGAAGGCACCGAACAAGGAGUUGUCACCCAACAUACGGUUGAUGAUUGCCAAGUACAAUCAGCGCCUAACGACGGAAAAGGGGGGCGCCUCACCGCAUAGUUCCGGAUCGUGUUCACCAGUGGCGUGGCGUUCGCCAGUACUUGAUCGGCGUGUGCGCAAACAGACAGAAAAGUAUCAGGAAACGAUACAGCUAUCGAAAUCGGCCAGCGCCGGUAGCUUGCGGAAGUCGUUGAAACAACUGGAAGAAGAAAAGCGAUGCGAGUUGGCCUGCGGAGGCCCAACCGGUACGACCGGUGGUGGUGGGUUUGGCGAUGAUCGGGAUCGUACGAGGGUGGUAAAAUCGUUCAGCGCCAGCAAGAUCGAGGGAACCAGCAAGACUGUGAUGGAACAGCGCGAGUUGCCUGCUGGACAUGUGGAAAAGGAACCAUCUCCCGAGCUUGGUACGUUCCUUGCGUGCGAUAGUCUGCGGCGGCGCGAUACUUUAUCCCGGCUGGAAAGGACACGCGAACAGCAAGCAGCUGCGAAAGAGCUAUCUUCGAGCGUUUCGAGUUCGCUAUCGUGCCAAACGGCAACAAAUGCGACGGGCACGAUCAGAAAGGAACGGCUGUACAAAAAACGUACCGAGUCUCCCAUCGCGGUUGGAGCGACCACGGGCAGUAUGAAGAAGGGUGCUACGCGCAGCGAAAAGUACACUCGGUGUCGAUCCGUCCCCAACGAGGAGUGCGCAACGGAGGUAUUGAUCUCGUCCAAAGCACUCAAACCGCCCAGCCCACGGUUGAUCGCAAGACGAAGGCUGAAUCUCGAGCAGCAGCGAACGGAACUGUCGAGAUCUGCUCCAACGACACCGCUGGAAGAGAACCGCAGCAUUCUGGUGCCACUAAGCCAACGUGCAUUGAAGCUGAAGAAAGCGAAGGAAGAGUUCCUGCGUGCUCCAACGGGCAAUAGAUCAGGUGCUGUGUGUUCGGACACCUCGGAGGUAUGGAGCAAUCGCAUUAGCCAGAUCAGCGCAACCAGUACUGCGUCAUCCAGUGUAGUGGAGGGAGAGCUAACUCUGCUUAUGAAGAGUGCCAGUGCGGGUGUGAUCGGAGUUCGCUCAUCAACCGAGCAUGAUACAUUGCGCCGUAACGAGUCAGGAUCGUCGUGCAUCGAUGGGGAAGGUACAGCAGGAUCGAUAUCACGACACAGUAUCAGUACGGCCAGUGCAGCGGGUGUUGCUGGUGGUGCCGGUGGAUCCAUUGCACCCAGCAGUAGUGGCAGCCGAUUCGGCGGUCUAUCGAAUCUCGCCUCGAAGCUACGGAAGGUAAAGCUUCGACGUAGCAGCAAGGAUCUCAGCAAGAUGCACGCCAUUUCGGCACUAUGUCGGCAGAGCCUGAUGGUGGACAUCAGCGGCGAGGCGGCAGCAAAGCUGGGCAGUGCGCAGAGCCUUGGAUCCCCGCGACGAACCGGCCACCGGGUGGGUGAGCCGGAGGAUGAACCCGACGGGGAACCGCUGAAGAAGUCCGGUAGUGUACAGGCUAUCUGCAACCGUUUUCGUCGCAGUGGCGAACGUAACGAGGAGCUGAAGAAGAGUCGCAGUUUAGGAUUUCUCGAGCCUGAACGAAAUGGUUCGGGGUAAGGCGUUAUAGCUUUCCGCUUUUAGUCAAACGAUAAAAAAAAUGCAAGAACACUGUUUGGAAAUGCUAGAUGGAUGUACACUUUUGCUAGUAGAAGUUCGGAUGUAAAUUAUUGCCAGUGUUGGAAGUGCUGUGCUGUGUGGCAGCUUGACGGUACGGGCGCGCGUAUUAGGUUCGAUCCUCUUCACUUACUUGCUGGGCUGUGGAAUGUAAGGUUAGGUUUCCAUUGGUGUGGCGACAACGAUCGAACCCGCUUCUCACUUCCGUAUUCAUGUUCCGUCUUACACGUUGUUUUACGUUCUACUGUAAAUGUUUUUCGCUCUUCCGUAGGAUGGAGUAUUGAUGUUUUUUUCCCCCACGAAUGGAAGCGAAAUAAAUGAAAUGACGAAUUAUA
Molecule: messenger RNA, 6884 nt
Organism: Anopheles moucheti
Lineage: Eukaryota; Metazoa; Arthropoda; Insecta; Diptera; Culicidae
Exons: 11
Coding region: 1-6492 (2163 amino acids)
Molecular function (GO): transcription coactivator activity
Source: RefSeq, a predicted model, not a curated record